AUGCGUCAAAACAGGCAUGAAAACAGAGUAAGACAAGCAAGGUUGAAAAGGACAAUGCAGCAGGAUACAUAUCAAAUCAUGAACGAACAAAUCUUAAGAGAACUAGCAGAGGUUAGAGAAAUGAUGACAGCGGGAAGAGAUGGUAGUAGGAGACAAUUGGAUGAAGCAAUAGAAGAAGCGGGAAAAACACCAUUUGCAAGACAAAUACAACUUGCAGUAGUACCACCAAAAUGUAGCCUACCUGUACUUACUAAUAUCUUUGAUGGAAGCACAUGUGUAGUGCAGCAUGUAAGGACUUAUAGUCGAUCCUUAUUACAGUGGGAAGAAAAUGAUGCGGUGUUAUGUAAAUAUUUCCCAGCGAGCCUGACAGGGGAAGCCUUGCAAUGGUUUGAAGGAUUUCCAAUAGUAACUAUUCGAUCAUUUCAUCACUUAAAAAAUAUCUUAUUAGGGAAAUACAUCAGAAAUAACAAGCUAAUACCAGGUAUCGAAAAAGUGUUCAGCUUACGAAGAAGGAUCAAUAAGAGCUUACGUAGUUUAACCACGCGUAGGAGGAGUAUGUGUAGCGAAAUGGCUGGACGAGUAGAUGAUAGAAACCUUAUACUAGCCUUCAUCAAUGCACUUUUCCCUACAAAUUUAUUGUAUACGUUGAUCUUCAGGACAAAAGAUAAAAUAACCAUGGCGGAGUUACGCGAGUUCCAAGAAGAAUACAUAGCUCUUGAAGAAAAACAAAGAUAA
This is a messenger RNA of Papaver somniferum (opium poppy), 735 nucleotides long. RefSeq lists its product as uncharacterized. The record is from RefSeq and is a predicted model, not a curated record. Lineage: Eukaryota; Viridiplantae; Streptophyta; Magnoliopsida; Ranunculales; Papaveraceae. The coding region runs from base 1 to 735 and encodes 244 amino acids. The transcript has a single exon.